This is a messenger RNA of Cucurbitaria berberidis CBS 394.84, 1248 nucleotides long. RefSeq lists its product as uncharacterized. Bases 213 to 1133 code for a protein of 306 amino acids. NCBI's taxonomy places the organism in Eukaryota, Fungi, Ascomycota, Dothideomycetes, Pleosporales, Cucurbitariaceae. The transcript is spliced from 2 exons. The record is from RefSeq and is a predicted model, not a curated record.
AAAACCCAGUGCCCGACUCCAAUGAGCCUCAGAGCAGCAAUCACCUUUUCAAUUCCCAUAGUCCAUCUGACCACUUUGAGCGCUGAAUAAACCUCUCUUAAUCGAAGCCAGAGUACAUUGCGCUACCAGAUAGCACCCGCAUUUUCGCUCGCCUCACCACAACUCCAACCCAAAAGCUUGCGCACUGGGCUCUUGCCCUGUCUCUGCUCCAAAUGGCAUGCUCCUACGGUGUCGCCGAUAUCCCAGAAUUCCUCGCAGCCAAAGCUCAAGCUGCUGUUGAACAGCCCCGCCCCGUCACAAACCAACUUUCCCGUGCCGCGUUGCCUUCUGCAGAACCAUACCGUCAGAUCCAAAGUAUAUUACUAGAGAAGCUACCUUUGAACUGUAGGCUCUUGAUCUGGACAUACGUCCUUCAGGCGCCCUAUACGAGGAUAGAGCGCUGGCGACCAUCCUACUAUGGGUCAUCGAUUACUGCAUAUGGAGUGGAGGCUCUUGACGCUGACUGCUUUCCUUAUCGAUUAAGCACACCUGAUACAGAGAUGCACGAGGGUACGAAAAAGCAUGAGAAGCCAUUAGCUUUGCUGUUAUCGUGCCGUCAACUGUACGCUGAAGCGCUGCAACUGCUCUACUCGUCAACAACACUAGUAUUCGCAAAUCCAACGGAUAUCUACUGCUUCCAAGUAACUGCAUCACCCAAGGGCCUCGCGAGUGUAAACGGCUUGAUCAUUGCAUUCGGGAAAAUUGACUGGCCGAACAACGGUCCUUUCCACCACGAAGACGGGUUGAAGGAGUGGGAACACGCGUUCUACAACCUCGACAAAAUGCCCUCCUUGCGUGAGCUGCAAGGCUGGUUCUACCACGGCGAAUUUAACAACCCUAAAGAGCUUGUCUGGGCACGACGUCCUUGGGAUGAAAGAAUGGAAAGCGAGGCUGUCGAGCAGAGGCAUAAAAGGCUCUUUGAUCUGUUUGGAAACGUGGAUGUACCGAGUUUCACCAUCAAUCUAACUUGGAAACCAGAAGAUCUUCUUUCGCAGAGGGCGUGGCCUUUUGAGAUCAAUGUACAAACAAAUGAUGAGAUAUUUCGUAGGAUGUUGAAGUUUCCGUACCCGAUAGAGCUAGACAUGUAUAGCUAGAUCCGCUUGAGCAAGAAUGUACGCAAGAGAUUGGAGUCCUUCAUACUUAACUAUUAUAUAGUUUUGAUAUAUCACGAAUAGGUAUUACAUAAAAAGUAAGCUACUCAAAAGCCGG